AUGAAUCCGGAAUCAACAACCCUAACGGCCGUCAGUCAUCAACGGCCAUAUCGACAUCCAAAUCAUUCCAGUCGGCAUUUACAACAAUUGGGAAUCGGGAGAUCUGUCGAAAGACAGCAAUCAUUUAUUCCAGGUUCUCAUCAUAAAUUAUUGAAAUCGUCAGAAAUUCCACGCAAAUCGACAACGAAACAAUCCGUGAUGGAUCAGACUAAACAAACUUCAUCAUCGUUUCAACGUCGCAGUGAGUCUAGAAAAGUUAUUUAG
Molecule: messenger RNA, 264 nt
Organism: Didymodactylos carnosus
Lineage: Eukaryota; Metazoa; Rotifera; Eurotatoria; Philodinida; Philodinidae
Source: the annotation of a GenBank genome assembly